Somion occarium is the source of this 1372-nucleotide messenger RNA. The record is from the annotation of a GenBank genome assembly. NCBI's taxonomy places the organism in Eukaryota, Fungi, Basidiomycota, Agaricomycetes, Polyporales, Cerrenaceae.
ACUAAUGCAUUAGCCAGUAUACAAAGCCAUUGAUAUCCGGAGGGUCAACGAUCUUUCUUAUGAUAGAGAACCUAUCUUCAUGAGGAUCCAUUGUCCUACCGAUCUUUGACCCCAUCGUCGUUCUGGCUGGCCAACAACUCUCGGACUCCGAGUCUGUGCCCUCAGCUGUAGCUCUCGACUGCUCAUCGGAAAGCUAUGCCAACGAAUCAAGUCGCUGAGAAUGUUCUGGGAACAAUAGGCACCAUAUGUUGGACGAUUCAGCUGGUACCGCAAAUAUGGAAGAGCUGGCGGACCAAAUCAACUGAAGGUCUCUCCGCUCACUUAGUAUUUCUCUGGGCACUUUCUGCGCCAUUCUUUGGGGUCUACGCCAUAAUCCGAAACCUAAAUGUUCCACUCAUAGUCCAACCGCAAAUCCUGUCACUACUCUGUCUAACCUCAUGGGCUCAAUGCCAGUAUUAUGGACAUCUCCAGAAAGUGACUACGACGAUGGUGGUAUAUGUCAUUAUCCUCGCCGUUCUUGCGGGUUUUGAAAUCGGGAUGGUGUUUGCUGUCAGACCUUCUUAUCGUGACGGAAAUAGUCGUCCUAUCCAGUUCUUCGGCAUAUUCAGUUCAGUUCUCCUGUCUAUUGCAUUACUGCCGCAGUACUAUGAGAUCUACAAGCAUCGCGAGGUCAUAGGAAUUUCAAUCCUAUUCAUGCUAGUCGACCUCAUGGGAGGCGUGUUCAGCAUUCUUUCUCUCGUUUUCAAAGCAGAGUUCGACGUCAUCGCCGCUGUCACAUAUUCUUUGGUCGUAUUCCUGGACGGCAUUGUGAUUCUUCUCGCCCUCAUUCUCAACCCCUUGGCUAAGCGUCGGCGAAAGAGAGAAGCGCAAGCAGAUGCAGUCAUGGCCGAACACUCCACUGCGCCUACUCCAUUUCUUGACCAGAAUGAAGCAAACCUACGCCAUUCCGACAAUAACCCUCAGUUGAAGAUCCAGUAGGAUGGGGACACCUGGCCUUACGACGCAUCGCACCAUGCAUCUAUCAAAAUUAAAAGGUUAUAUAGGUCAUACCCUCUAAGUAGCGGAAAAAUACCCCUUAUGAUGAUGAUGUUCACGAACAAAUCUCCACUUCACCUGCAUGAUACUCCCCCUAGAAUUUAUACGAACCUCACUACUCAGCAAUACCCAAUAGAUGUCUUGAGCUUAACCUCGCCUUCGCCUUUGGAAUGCCUAUAGACAGCGAGAAUCUCGGUCGGAGCAGCCGCACUUCUUUAGGCGUAACCACAACAUGAGACGCUUCCUGGAUUCGUCAAACAUGCUUGACAUUUCUGGAGGAUCGUCUUGCCAUUUGGUCUGCAGACUACACAGCUUCAAAUGAAUGUUUACCGUGGCU